Molecule: messenger RNA, 1160 nt
Organism: Sorghum bicolor (sorghum)
Lineage: Eukaryota; Viridiplantae; Streptophyta; Magnoliopsida; Poales; Poaceae
Exons: 3
Coding region: 68-637 (189 amino acids)
Source: RefSeq, a predicted model, not a curated record
UCCACCCGACUGCAGAGAGUGCAGACGCGCCCACUCUCACCACCACUCCCUGCUCCACUUCUCUCAUAUGGCCGCACCGACCUCCCCAGCGAGCCCCGCCCCCGCCGCGCGGCCGACGGCGCCCCUCCCGACCAUGGCGGACAUCAUGGCGGCGUCGCGCGCGCAGGGUCUGCGCGUGUGCCUUCGCACGGCCGGCCCUUUCUUCCGCGUCACGGCCACCCGCGGUGAGGGGGAGGACGCCGUGGAGCUUGGCCGCGCCGAGGGCGGCGUCCGGCCGUGGCCUGGUGGCGCCGUGCUGCACCUUGACUCCAUGCGCAUGACGCGCGCCACGCUGAGCGUCCCCGACCGGCCACUGUUCGGGCUGGGAAUGUUCCUCGGCGCCGUCGCCGUGAGGCACGGCUUCGACGCCGGUUGCAAGCGCGCUGAGCUGCUCGCUAUCAACGACACGCCGCUCUACCACGACAAGCUUGUUAGAUUCUACACGAGGAUGGGCUUCAAAGCAGUUCAUGAGGUUGAUGGGUCAUCAAUCGGUGAUCUUGCUCACAUGUUGGUGUGGGGAGGUAGGGGUACAAGAAUGGAUGCUAAUAUUGAAGAGCUCCUUAUUAAGUGGGGAAAAAGAUUCAGACCACAAGACUAAAAUGUGGAUGCUAAUACUGAUAAGAUUUGUUGGGACAUGCAAUUUUUGCAGCAUACCAAUCUUGGUUAGAUGCAAUAAGCCUAUCUAGGAUGGAUCUAUUUUUUUUCCCUGGUGCUUUGACAAUGUGAUCACUGCUAGCAGUAUAUAUGGAUUUGUACCUGUACCUUAGACCAAAUGCUACUCUGUCCUUUUUUUUUUACUUGAAGCAGUAAAUCUACUGUGCUGGUGAUGUCAGCGCCAACAAUGAUUUGUAGCAUGAAGCCCAUUGAGGGCUCUGCAAUAACAAUAGCCACUUGGAAGAGCAGGAGCAGUUUAUAAGGAGAGAACAGAGUAGAAAAGCAUCCCAAGGUCCCAUUAUAGAACAAAAAGAGUAGGUGAGCACAGGACAAGUAAAUCCCUCUGUCUGCAGCAAGAAGUGACACAACGAUUUGUUGUUUCCCUUCAUUGUCAUGUUACUGUAAAAUAACAAAUUAACAACCUUAUUUUGUUAUCCUCUUUGUCAAAAAAAAACCUUAUUUUGUUA